Molecule: messenger RNA, 1098 nt
Organism: Ochotona curzoniae (black-lipped pika)
Lineage: Eukaryota; Metazoa; Chordata; Mammalia; Lagomorpha; Ochotonidae
Gene: SDF2
Product: stromal cell derived factor 2
Exons: 3
Coding region: 148-783 (211 amino acids)
Source: RefSeq, a predicted model, not a curated record
CGGCCCGGAGCGCUCCUCAGGCCGCGGCGGUCAGAGGAACUCUAAAGCUCCGACUGGCGCGCCCUCACUUCCUUCUCGUUGUGGUUCCGGUUCCGGGGAGGGAUUAAGGUUUCCUGGAAGCCUGCGGGGCUCGGCCGCCGGGUGAGGAUGGCUGUGGUUUCGCUCCUGGUGUUCGGGGGCCUGUGGAGCGCUGUGGGGGCGUCCAGUCUGGCCGUGGUUACCUGCGGAUCUGUGGUGAAGCUUCUCAACACGCGGCACAACGUACGAUUGCACUCCCAUGACGUGCGCUAUGGAUCAGGUAGUGGGCAGCAGUCAGUGACAGGUGUGACCUCUGUGGAUGACAGUAACAGUUACUGGCGAGUGCGAGGGAAGACAGCCACAGUGUGUGAGAGGGGAACCCCCAUCAAAUGUGGCCAGCUCAUCCGGCUGACACACGUCAACACUGGCCGAAACCUCCAUAGUCACCACUUCACCUCACCUCUUUCCGGCAACCAGGAAGUGAGUGCAUUCGGUGAGGAAGGGGAAGGCGACUAUCUGGAUGACUGGACUGUGCUCUGUAACGGGCCCUACUGGGUGAGAGACGGGGAGGUGCGGUUCAAGCAUUCGUCCACGGAAGUCCUGCUGUCUGUCACAGGGGAGCAGUACGGUCGUCCCAUCAGCGGGCAAAAAGAAGUUCAUGGCAUGGCCCAGGCAAGCCCGAACAACUACUGGAAAGCCAUGGAGGGCAUCUUCAUGAAGCCCAGCGAGCUGCUGAAGGCGGAAGCCCACCAUGCUGAGCUCUGAGUCGAGGUGUUGAGCCUCUCCCCACACAGUGUUCACGGACACAGCGGCUGCUUGCCCUGUCCUCUAGGACAUGCACCCUGGACAGUGGCCACCCGGGGAGCUUCACAGCUGAAUCAGUUACUCCCAGACUUGGGUCUGCUCUUUUUUGAGGACUCGGUGAGGGGCAGAUGUUUGUUCUUCCUGUGUCUAAAGCAAACCAAGGGAGUCGGGAAAUAUUUACUCUUCAGAUGUUAGAUCAUGGAUUGUUAAUGUGUGUGUGACUUUUCCUGUUGUUUCUUCCCAAAACUGAUAAAGUGAGAAAUUUCUUGCUGGUCA